Messenger RNA from Alligator mississippiensis (American alligator), 1048 nucleotides. It is a transcript of the gene LAT, whose product is annotated as linker for activation of T cells. Gene Ontology annotation, biological process: signal transduction. The record is from RefSeq and is a predicted model, not a curated record. Lineage: Eukaryota; Metazoa; Chordata; Crocodylia; Alligatoridae. The transcript is spliced from 13 exons. Gene Ontology annotation, cellular component: membrane. The coding region runs from base 85 to 774 and encodes 229 amino acids.
CGGGGGGAGGGGAGUGGGGGGGGCAGGCAGAGCCUCGCGGCAGCCAGGCUGCACUGACGGAGCCACCGCGCCGGCCCCAGGAGGAUGGAGCCGGCGUUGCUGGCGCUCGGGGUCCUGGCGCUGCUGCCCCCUGUGGCUGCCCUGCUCUGCGCCCACUGUCCGCGGCGGUCCCCACGUGGUCCAGAGGCCAUUGGUGACUACGAGUACAAGCCCCCAGCCCCCUGCGCCCCCCAGAACAGCUUCAUCCUGCUGAGCCGCAGCAGCUGUGCCCCCCGCAACCAGAUCCGCCAGCAGCCCGUCACCCCCACGGAGCAGUUCCUCUCCAUCCCGCGCUCGCCUCAGGCCCCUCCAAGCCGCACGGCGUCAGUGGCCCGACCUGAACCCGACAAUGACAGUGUGCCCAGCUACGAGAAUGAGGAGCACCCUCCACACGUGGCUGCCGACAUGGAGGACGACGACAACGACUACAACAAUGACACUCCCGGCUAUGUCGUGGUGCUCCCAGAUGGCGCUGCAGGGCCCCCCCUGGCUGAGCCCCCAGCCCCGGCCUCGGCCCCCCAGGACAACAGCUGCUCUGCAAUGGCAGGUGAGGACUAUGAGAACUUCCCGGAGCCCCCCCCAACCCCGCCAGAGCCACAGAUGCGGGAGUCUCUGGCAGCUGACAGCCUGGAGUACGUGAAUAUGCCUGAGCCGGGGGCCCCCGAACCCCAAUACGGCUCCAGCGACCGUGAGAGCGAGGAGGAUGGGCCCGACUACGAGAACCUGCAGCGCUGAGACCAGGAGGCUACAAGGGCCCCUGCCCCCAGGACCCCGUCACCCCGGCGUUAAUUUAUUGCCCCCCUGCCCCACCUCGUGACGCCACUUUGCUGACGUAGAAGCCUGAGAAUUUCCCAGAGUCCUUUGCUCUACCCAAAAACCUUUGUGGUGGGGGGGAGAAGGUGGGACCCCGGCGUCCAAGGUGCUUCCCACGGCUCUACUCCCCACCCCCCCUUCAAGCCCCUGUGGCGGCGGCUCCAGUUCCCACAGAAUAAAUGCCCCGUGUGUCCGC